AAAGACUAUUUAAAAUUGUUGUCCGUCGCAUUGCAAAUGUCAUUACAGAAAGGUCUGUGAUUGGGUAUUCUUCCAUAUCAAAACUGGAAUUAUGGGAUGAUCCAAACUUCCAUGAGCACGUAUUACAAACAGAACAAUGCACUUCCAUAUUUCAAACAUGUCGUGAUAUCAAGGGAGAUCCAAUGAUUGUGCAUUUUUCAAAGGCGGGGAAUAAGCGAUGGGUUGAAUAUUUACUACCAAAUUCAGAAAAAAGAGCAAAAUACAGAUCACUUAACGCCGCUUGCUCAAAAAAUCAACCCGAUAUUGCUUAUCUCAUUUUGUCAUCAAAUGUGGAAUGUGAUCUUCAAACAUGUUUUUAUGCUGUGCAAAGUGGCAAUAUAGACUUAUUGCUCCGAGUUUGUGAGUUUCUUGAUCUUCAUCAAAUUUCAUCUUCCCUACAUCCUGUCUGGAGUUGUAUAAGACAUAGUUUACUCCAGGAAAUCUGUUCUAUGCAACAAACACAAUUAAUUGAACAAGUUCUGGCAAAAUAUCCAUUCCUUAUAGAUAUAGAAGACGACCAAGGGGGCAAUGCAUUACAUUCUGCUGCAAGUUCUGGAGACACACAUGUAUUUAAUCUUCUGUUAAAGUUUGGCUUUGAUCCAUAUAAAAAAGAUCGAGACAAUGGUCACACUGUUCUUACCUGUGCUUGUCAGAAUGGAAGGACAGACAUGGUGAAAUACCUUAUUGAGACAUACCCUGCAUUACUCCAGGAACACACAGAUAUUCGUGGAAAAAGUCUUUUGUAUUGGGCAGCUUUCAGUGGGAAAAUAGAUAUGUUUGAAUAUAUACUAAGCGUCUUUCAGAAUGAAAAUAUAUUACAUAUAUCAAGGUACAAUAAACCCAAGGUAGAUAAAAAAAAUAAUUCAGGUCAAUCUAUCUUGCACAUUGCAUGUAGAAAUGGUCAUUAUGAUAUGAGUGAAUAUCUGUUGAGUAGAUAUCCUCAGUUACUGGAUGUUCGUGACAAUAAUGGGGGAAAUGUGCUCCAUUAUGCAGCUAAUGUAGGCAACGUAGAUCUUUUCAAGUAUCUAUCAAGUAAAGGAUUAAAUGUCAAUUAUACAACAAAUAGUGGACAGACUGUGUUACACCUGUGUUGUGCUAUGGGUAGAGAGAAAAUGUGUAGGUAUCUAGUAAAUAUGCAUCCAUGUUUAAUAUCUGUUAGAGAUAAUAACGGAUUGACAGUGUUACAUUCAGCUUGCUCUGGAGGAAAUGUAGAAAUUGUUUCUUUUCUGAUAGAAAAAGGAUUUAAUUCCAAUGCCUUGUCUAAUGAUGGUAAAAGUAUUCUGCAUAUAGCUUGUCAUAGUGGGAAGUAUGAAAUUUGUGAGUACUUAGUUGAUAACUAUCCCCAGCUUUUGGAUGUCAAGGACAAAUCUAGUAACUCAGUGUUGCAUGAUGCAGCCUGGGGAGGUAAUGUUCAAAUAGUAAAGCUAUUCAUUGAGAAAAAGAUGGACAUCAAUACCCUACAGAAAAAUGGUGGAACAAUUUUACAUCAAUGUUGUCGUUCUGGUAAAAUGGAGAUGUGUGAGUAUUUGGUCAAUCAUUUUUCAGAUCUACUAGGGAUAAGAGACAAUGACGGAUGGACGGCGUUACAUUCAGCUUGCAGUAGAGGAAGUGUAGAAAUUGUUUCUUUUUUAAUUGGAAAUGGAUUGGAAUUAAAUGCCUUGUCAAAUGAUGGUAAAAGUAUUCUGCAUAUAGCUUGUCAUAGUGGGAAGUUUGAAAUUUGUGAGUACUUAGUUGAGAAUCAUCCCCAUCUCUUAAAUAUAAGGGACAAAUCUAGUAACUCGGUCUUGCAUUAUGCAGCCUGGGGAGGUAAUGUUCAAAUAGUAAAACUAUUGAUUGAGAAAAAGAUGGACAUCAAGAACCUACAAGAUGAAGGUGAAACAGUUUUACAUCAAUGCUGUCGUUCUGGUAAAAUGGAGAUGUGUGAAUAUUUGGUCAAUCAUUUUUCAGAUUUACUAGAAAUAAGAGACAAUGACGGAUGGACAGCGUUACAUUCAGCUUGCAGUGGCGGAAGUGUAGAAAUCGUUUCUUUUCUAAUAGAAAAAGGAUUGGACAUUAAUGCCUUAUCAAAUGGUGGUAAAAGUAUUCUGCAUAGAGCUUGUCUCAAUGGGAAGUUUGAAAUUUGUGAGUUCUUAGUUGAGAAUCACCCCCACCUCCUAGAUGUCAAGGACAAAUCUAGUAACUCAGUGUUGCAUGAUGCAGCCUGGGGAGGUAAUGUUCAAAUAGUAAAGCUAUUCAUUGAGAAAAAGAUGGACAUCAAUACCUUACAGAAAAAUGGUGAAACGGUUUUACAUCAAUGCUGUCGUUCUGGUAAAAUGGAGAUGUGUGAGUAUUUGGUCAAUCAUUUUUCAGAUCUAUUAGGGAUAAGAGACAAUGACGGAUGGACGGCGUUACAUUCAGCUUGCAGUAGAGGAAGUGUAGAAAUUGUUUCUUUUUUAAUUGGAAAUGGAUUGGAAUUAAAUGCCUUGUCAAAUGAUGGUAAAAGUAUUCUGCAUAUAGCUUGUCAUAAUGGGAAGUUUGAAAUUUGUGAGUACUUAGUUGAGAAUCAUCCCCAUCUCUUAAAUAUAAGGGACAAAUCUAGUAACUCGGUCUUGCAUUAUGCAGCCUGGGGAGGUAAUGUUCAAAUAGUAAAACUAUUGUUUGAGAAAAAGAUGGACAUCAAGAACCUACAAGAUGAAGGUGAAACAGUUUUACAUCAAUGCUGUCGUUCUGGUAAAAUGGAGAUGUGUGAGUAUUUGGUCAAUCAUUUUUCAGAUUUACUAGAAAUAAGAGACAAUGACGGAUGGACAGUGUUACAUUCAGCUUGCAGUGGCGGAAGUGUAGAAAUCGUUUCUUUUCUAUUAGAAAAAGGAUUGGACAUCAAUACCUUAUCAAAUGGUGGUAAAAGUAUUCUGCAUAGAGCUUGUCUCAAUGGGAAGUUUGAAAUUUGUGAGUUCUUAGUUGAGAAUCACCCCCACCUCCUAGAAGUCAAGGACAAAUCUAGUAACUCAGUGUUGCAUGAUGCAGCCUGGGGAGGUAAUGUUCAAAUAGUAAAGCUAUUUAUUGAGAAAAAGAUGGACAUCAAGAACCUACAGGAUGUAGGUGAAACGGUUUUACAUCAAUGCUGUCGUUCUGGUAAAAUGGAGAUGUGUGAGUAUUUGGUCAAUCAUUUUUCAGAUUUAUUAGAGAUAAGGGACAAAAAGGGAUGGACAGUGUUACAUUCAGCUUGCAGUGGCGGAAGUGUAGAAAUCGUUUCUUUUCUAAUAGAAAAAGGAUUGGACAUUAAUGCCUUAUCAAAUGAUGGUGAAAGUAUGCUGCAUAUAGCUUGUUUUAGUGGGAGGUUUAAAAUUUGUGAGUACUUAGUUGAGAAUCAUCCCUAUCUAUUAAAUGUCAGGAACAAAACUCGUGAAUCAGUGUUGCAUGAUGCAGCCUGGGGAGGUAAUGUUCAAAUAGUAAAACUAAUGAUUGAGAAGAAAAUGGACAUACAUACACAGCAGGAUGAAGGUGAAACAGUUUUACAUCGAUGCUGUCGCUCGGGUAAAAUGGAGAUGUGUGAGUAUUUGGUCAAUCAUUUUUCAGAUUUAUUAGAGAUAAGGGACAAAAAGGGAUGGACAGUGUUACAUUCAGCUUGCAGUGGCGGAAGUGUAGAAAUCGUUUCUUUUCUAAUAGAAAAAGGAUUGGACAUUAAUGCCUUAUCAAAUGAUGGUAAAAGUAUGCUGCAUAUAGCUUGUUUUAGUGGGAGGUUUAAAAUUUGUGAGUACUUAGUUGAGAAUCAUCCCCAUCUAUUAAAUGUCAGGAACAAAACUCGUGAAUCAGUGUUGCAUGAUGCAGCCUGGGGAGGUAAUGUUCAAAUAGUAAAACUAAUGAUUGAGAAAAAAAUGGACAUACAUACACAGCAGGAUGAAGGUAAAACAGUUUUACAUCGAUGCUGUCGCUCGGGUAAAAUGGAGAUGUGUGAGUAUUUGGUCAAUCAUUUUUCAGAUUUACUAGAGAUAAGAGACAAUGACGGAUGGACAGCGUUACAUUCAGCUUGCAGUAGAGGAAGUGUAGAAAUUGUUUCUUUUCUAAUAGAAAAUGGAUUGGACAUAAAUGCGUUGUCAAAUGUUGGCCAAAGUAUUCUGCAUAUUGCUUGUCUCAAUGGGAAGUUUGAAAUUUGUGAGUUCUUAGUUGAGAAUCACCCCCACCUCCUAGAUAUCAAGGACAAAUCUAGUAACUCAGUGUUGCAUGAUGCAGCCUGGGGAGGUAAUGUUCAAUUAGUAAAGCUAUUCAUUGAGAAAAAGAUGGACAUCAAGAACCUACAGGAUGUAGGUGAAACGGUUUUACAUCAAUGCUGUCGUUCUGGUAAAAUGGAGAUGUGUGAGUAUUUGGUCAAUCAUUUUUCAGAUUUACUAGAAAUAAGAGACAAUGACGGAUGGACGGCGUUACAUUCAGCUUGCAGUGAAGGAAGUGUAGACAUUGUUUCUUUUCUAAUAGAAAAAGGAUUAGACGUCAAUGCCCUUUCAAAUGAUGGUCAGAGUAUUUUGCACAUAGCUUGUUUGAAUGGUAAAUAUGAUGCUUGUAGGUAUUUAUCAACAAAACACCUACACUUGUUAAAUGUCAAAGAUAGUCAUGGUAAAUCAGUUGUAGAUAUUGCCAAUGAACAUGGAGACAUAGGUAUGAUUCAUUUGUUGAGCGAACGCUUAGGAUUAUGA
Saccostrea echinata is the source of this 4706-nucleotide messenger RNA. RefSeq names its product serine/threonine-protein phosphatase 6 regulatory ankyrin repeat subunit B-like. Lineage: Eukaryota; Metazoa; Mollusca; Bivalvia; Ostreida; Ostreidae. Gene Ontology annotation, molecular function: protein binding. The transcript has a single exon. The record is from RefSeq and is a predicted model, not a curated record. Bases 951 to 4706 code for a protein of 1251 amino acids.